Molecule: messenger RNA, 1450 nt
Organism: Hyaloscypha bicolor E
Lineage: Eukaryota; Fungi; Ascomycota; Leotiomycetes; Helotiales; Hyaloscyphaceae
Product: 3-hydroxyisobutyrate dehydrogenase-like protein
Exons: 3
Coding region: 316-1347 (343 amino acids)
Biological process (GO): L-valine catabolic process
Cellular component (GO): mitochondrion
Molecular function (GO): 3-hydroxyisobutyrate dehydrogenase activity; NADP binding; NAD binding
Source: RefSeq, a predicted model, not a curated record
CUCAGCAACAUCCAAACCUGAACACAAAUUGCUAUACCCAAGACCGAGGACGUGCUGCUCACCGCGCCAGCAACUCCCCAUGAUCUUUCGAUGUAACUCCGCAAUCCAGUAGGUCCGUCGCGAGGCAUUAUAUAAUGCCGCGUACCAGUUCCUUAAGCCGAUCAUCGUCGUUCGCGUUCGGCUUGUCGGUUGUGCUCUAACUUAGCUUGAUUUGACCUCCCCAUUCUCCCCCGCGUUACAAGCUCAUUUAGGACAGCAGCCACCCACGUCUUUCUUUCGGAACGGGUGCUCUAUUGAUUUUACAGCAAAGGAAACAUGAGGUCGAACGUCAGGAUAACUACACCGCUUGUGCGGUCAGCGUUGCAGUCUAUUCAGAGAAGAAGCUUCUCUGCGUCAGUGGGAAGGCAGGCACAAUGGGGAUUCAUAGGUCUCGGGCAAAUGGGGUACAAUAUGGCCAGAAACCUCCAAGCAAAGCUACCCUCGUCAGAUACCAUACGAGUCUUCGAUAUCAAUGCCACGUCCAUCCAGAAAUUUGCAAACGAAACAAAGGCAUUGGGAAGCGGAGCUGCUGUCAAGAUUGCUGCCAGUGCUAGGGAGGCUGCUGAAGAUGCUGAAACAACAAUCACAGUGCUACCCCAGCCCUCGCACGUAAAGAACGUCUUCGGGCAAAUCCUCAAGCCACCGCUCUCCCAAGAAGUUGUCUCAAACCCAGACCGCCUCUUCAUCGACUGCUCCACAAUCGAUCCCUCCUCCUCCCGCGAAGUAGCGAAUGCCGUACACACCACGCGACAAGGGCGCUUCGUCGACGCCCCCAUGUCCGGGGGCAUCGUAGGCGCCACGGCUGGAACGUUGACUUUCAUGCUCGGGUCCUCAGACUCCCUCAUCUCGCGCGUGGAGCCCAUCUUAAUGAUGAUGGGCAAAAGAGUCAUCCACUGCGGCGACCAGGGCGCUGGCCUCUCGGGGAAACUAGCGAACAACUACCUGCUAGCAAUCAACAACAUUGCUACAGCAGAAGCGAUGAAUCUCGGUAUCAAAUGGGGAUUAGAUCCCAAAGUACUUGCUAGUCUGAUUAAUAUCAGCACGGGAAAGUGCUGGCCAAGUGAGAUCAACAACCCUGUGAAAGGGGUUGUUGAAGGCUCACCUGCUAGUAGAGAUUACAGCGGCGGUUUCGGGAUUAGCCUGAUGAAGAAGGAUCUGGGACUUGCGAUCCAGGCGGCGAGUGAAGCUGGUGCGAGACUUGAGCUUGGUGAUAGGGCGAAGCAGGUUUAUGAUGCUGCUGAGCAGCAGGAGGACUGCAAGGGCAGAGAUUUCUCUGUGGUUUACAGAUAUAUUGGCGGUGCUGAGUAGAUGAUACGUUUGGGUAUCUUCAUGGUUGGCGUUAGUUAUUUUGGAUACACGGUUUAUAUGCAUGAAAUGAAUGGAAAUACUGUGAAUUCUAUUUUCUUUUCUG